GGCGUGAAAGAUUUCUAAAGGAAAUUGUGAUCCGAAAGGCUAAGCUAAGCUAAGCUGGAAAGGAAGAAAAAAAAAACCCACCUGUGAGUGUGGCAGAGAGUGUGUGCAUCUAUAUCUUCUCUCUUUCUCUCUCUACUGUGUACUGCUCCGUCCGUGCUGCUGGAACGUGCUGAACGGAGUUUGUUUCGAAUUCCAAUAUUGUUAUUAUUAUUGUUAUAAAAGAAAAGGAACAUUGGUUGAAGAGAAUCAGGGGAGGGAGGAAACCGAAGCAGAGGAAGGGAAGAAGAGGAAACACUGCGCAUCUUAGCAUGGAUUCCUCUCCGUCGUCUUCUCUCUCCUCGCUCGCUUCGACCCCACGGCAUCAUCCACUCUCCAAUUGAGAAAGGCACCGAUUCCCAUUCCCAUCCCCACUCUGCCUCACAUAAACCCAACCCUAACUUCCAUCUUCUCCCUUCUCACCACCCAAGGAGAUGUUGUGGCUCAUGAGAUUCUCGGGCUUUUUCUCCGCCGCAAUGCUCCUCAUUCUCCUCUCCCCCUCCCUCCAAUCCUUCCACCCCGCCGAAGCCAUCCGCUCCUCCCACCUCGACGCCGUCCUCCGCCUCCCGCUCCAGACGUCACCACUCUCAUUCCGCCGCGCCGCCCCAUUCCGCAAUGCCGACAAAUGCGCCUCUAAUCGUACCUCCAUUCCCGAGAAUACCAGCGUCUGCGAUCCCUCCCUAGUCCACGUUGCCAUCACUCUCGACGUCGAAUACCUCCGCGGCUCCAUCGCUGCCGUCCACUCCAUCCUCCAACACUCCCAGUGCCCGGAGAACAUCUUCUUCCACUUCCUCGUCUCCGAGACCAGUCUACAAUCCCUUGUCAAAUCGACCUUCCCGCAAUUGAACUUCAAGGUCUAUUACUUCGAUCCGGAGAUCGUGCGCAACCUGAUCUCAACCUCGGUGCGCCAAGCCCUGGAGCAACCUCUCAACUAUGCCAGAAAUUACCUCGCGGAUCUUCUCGAGAGCUGCGUGGGGAGGGUUAUAUAUCUAGAUUCGGAUCUAGUUGUGGUGGACGACAUUGCGAAACUGUGGAGCACCAGUUUAGGUUCUAGAACAAUCGGCGCGCCUGAGUACUGUCACGCGAACUUCACCAAGUACUUUACGGCGGGGUUUUGGUCGGACGCGCGGUUCGCGGGCGCGUUCAUGGGGAGGAGACCGUGCUACUUCAACACGGGUGUGAUGGUGAUAGAUCUGGUGCGGUGGCGGAAACACGGUUACAGUAGAAGGAUAGAGAGGUGGAUGGAGAUCCAGAAGAGCGACCGGAUCUACGAAUUGGGUUCUCUGCCGCCGUUUCUGCUGGUGUUCGCGGGACACGUGUGGCCCAUUGAGCACAGGUGGAAUCAGCAUGGAUUGGGUGGCGAUAACGUGAAGGGGAGUUGCCGGGACCUUCACGCUGGGCCUGUGAGUCUGUUGCAUUGGUCCGGAAGUGGCAAGCCCUGGCUCCGAUUGGACUCCAGACGGCCCUGUCCACUUGACGCACUUUGGGCUCCUUAUGAUUUGUACGGACACUCUCAGUGAUUAAGGCAGGGUAGUCGCCGUUACUUGUAGUUAAUAAAACAUAGCAAGAGGAGGUGGAGGAAAACACGUAUAUUGCUAUGUCGCUAGCUUUAGUUGGCCACGUUUACUGUGAGAGAAGCCAAAAUGAAGAGAAAGGCUAGUUUGAGAUAGGGGGAGGGGUAUCUUUGCCGGCAACAGUAGCCAAAUGAGAGAUGAAAACUAUCAAAUGAGUUGGCAACUAAGCUUAAAGCUGAGGGAAGCAGUGCUUCGGUGGCUACGGCGGAACACUUGGUACGGUUGGUCUCUCUCACUUUGUCCUUUUCGCCGCACGGAUGAUUUCCACUUGUUUCUGUUAUCCUCUCUUUUUAUGAUUAACUAUAUUUAAUUUUAUUCGAAAGAUAAAUGGUUGAAAGAGUUAGUAUUACGAGAGCAUACGUAAAAAGAUAUUAGUAGGUUGAACAAAUCAUGGUUCAUUGUAAGUGUCUGCAUAAUUAGAGGGUGAAGGAUCACACGCAGUCACUCACUCACUUGGGGUCUUCCUUUUAGUUCUGGGCUUCAUGUGGUAGUUACGUAUUUUUUUAAUUCUAUUCUUGUUUCUUCUAAUAUUAUUCGAGAACAGAAUAGAAGACGCCAUUUGAUCGGUUAGAAUGGAGUCUAUCAAUUGAUUGUUUUGUCACAAAUAUAUAUAAUUUGAAGUAGGUUGGGAAUAAUCCUAUCCAAUUUUUGCGUAUGUGAGCAACGUCUUUGGCUUUUAGCAUUGCUAGGCUAGCUGGGGCUAUAUUAAACUUGGAUUGGG
This is a messenger RNA of Vigna radiata var. radiata (mung bean), 2331 nucleotides long. Its product is annotated as probable galacturonosyltransferase-like 7. Lineage: Eukaryota; Viridiplantae; Streptophyta; Magnoliopsida; Fabales; Fabaceae. The transcript is spliced from 2 exons. The coding region runs from base 471 to 1556 and encodes 361 amino acids. The record is from RefSeq and is a predicted model, not a curated record. Gene Ontology annotation, molecular function: glycosyltransferase activity. Gene Ontology annotation, cellular component: Golgi apparatus.